GAAAGAGAAAGGGACGAGGGAAUUGGUGCGCGCUGGGAACCACCCGGACAAGAGCUGAAAGACGGAUAUUCCCUGCCUCAGGACACACCCUCCAUGCCCUCUCUCUCGCUCCCCCUCUUUCUCUCCCCCUCUCUCCCACUCUCAUUGUUUCCCACACCGACUGUCGCCCCCGGGCUUCGUAUCGGGUUAACAACUGACCAACCACCGGCUUUUAGAUGAGAGAAGCGCAAAGUGGAAUCAUUCCGCCUGAGAGAGACGCAACUUCGGCGCCGGCUCUCACGCACUCGCCCGACGAAGAUUAAACGCGGUUUUUUUUUAUGAUGACUUUUUAAAGUGUUUUCAAGGUUUGAAGAGAGACUGAAGAAGAGAGCGCGAGCUCAUUUGGAAUGAGAGUUCAAGUCGAGUGAGCCCUGCGGAUUGGACCGUUAAAGCCUCUUAACGCAGGUGUCGGGAGGAAAACACGGCAAAGCGCAGCGUGUGUGUUUGUGUGCGCGUGAGGUUCGCGGUAGAAGUCCAACCAAGGACACGGCCGCAAGAGGGUUGAUCAGGUGCGAGUUUCACGGGUCGCUGGGUCUGGGGAUACAUCCAAUACGGGUUUUUAGGGUUUCUCCCACCUGGACGCAAUGAAGUGGCUCUGCGUGAGUUCCAGGGUUUAAGAACCGGAGAGGAGGAGAGCUGGGCGGACGGACGGACACUGGGAGGGAGGAGGAGGAGGAGGAAGAGGAGGAGGAGGGUGACACGCCGCCAAAGCGCACAACACGUUCCCCGAUCCCCCGGCGCAGGGAUGGAGAGCACUAGAGCGCACGGGGUUGCUCGGCUCGAUCCCAGAAACGCGAGUGGAAAGAUCACUGCGAGGCCGGGCGUGAGGAGUGACCGGCACCGGGGACACCUCCACCUCCACCUCCACCUGCGGCGCACUGUGAUUCUUCUCGUCGCGCUCACGAUACAACCGCAGGCUGUGUGUGCAGUCGGCAUGUUCGAGCUUCAGAUCCAAUAUUUCGAGAACCCCCUCGGACUUCUGCAGAAUGGAGACUGCUGCGACCUCCAGAACGGCGGCGGGCAGCGCUGCUCUGCCCGGGAUCAAUGUGACACUUUCUUCAAGGCCUGCCUCAAGGAGUACCAGGCCCGGGUCGUCCCAACUGGGACCUGCACCUUCGGGUUGGGCAGCACGGGGAUCCUGGGUGGAAACUCCCAGUCGCUCCGCCACAGAGGGCACGGCGGAGGAGGAGGAGGAGGAGGAGAGGACGGGACUAGCGGACACAUUGUCAUUCCCUUCAAAUACACAUGGCCGAAGUCCUUUUCUUUGGUGUUGGAGGCUCUGGACUAUGACAACGACACGUCAGAAUCAGGUCAGUUGAUUGAGCGAGUCCUCCUCUCUUCCAUGUUGAACCCUGGUCUACAGUGGCAGACGUACCGUCACCACGGUCGGCCUCUCACUCUGGAUUACCGGCUUCGCUUCCGCUGUGAUUCAAAUUACUACGGCCCUUUCUGCAACAAGCUCUGCAGGGCCCGGGAUGACUUCGUCGGACACUUCAUCUGUGACCCCAACGGCUCCAAGGUCUGCAUGGAGGGCUGGACGGGGCCAGAGUGCAAAGAAGCGGUGUGUAGGCAGGGUUGUCAUCAGACCCACGGCAACUGCACGGCACCUGGAGAAUGCGAGUGUCACUAUGGCUGGAAGGGCCCUCUGUGUGACCAGUGUGUGACGUUCCCCGGCUGUGUGUAUGGAAGCUGCAGCGAGCCCUGGCAGUGUGUGUGCGACGUCAACUGGGGAGGACUGCUGUGUGACAAAGAUCUGAACUACUGUGGCACCCACCAGCCAUGUAAGAAUAGCGGGACCUGCACCAACACGGAGCCUAACGCGUACCACUGUGAGUGCCAGGAUGGUUUCAGAGGACGCAACUGUGACAUCGUGGAGCAUGCGUGUUUGUCGUCGCCCUGUGUGAAUGGAGCCACCUGUGUGGAAGACCCAACCGGCUUCAGCUGUACGUGUACCGACGGAUGGACCGGACAAAUCUGCGCUGAUGCGGUGAGGCAGUGUGAUCGGAGCCCCUGUGGCCGUGGAGCAACAUGUCAGGAGGCUCCCGGAGGUUUCCGGUGCCUCUGCCCGCCCGGGUGGACCGGCAGGACGUGCCAGCUGGACACCAACGAGUGUGAAAUGAGUAUAUGCGUCCACGCCCGCUCUUGUCGCAACCUGAUAGGUGGAUACCUGUGUGACUGCCAUCCCGGAUGGACGGGGCCCAACUGUGACAUCAGGAACAGCAGCUGUCAGGGUUUAUGCUUGAAUGGUGGACGUUGUGAGGACCAGAUGUCCAUCUCCAGAUGCUCGUGUACACCUGGUUUCUCUGGGAAAUAUUGCCAGAUUGGUGUGACUCCCUGUGACAGUGCCCCCUGCCUGCAUGGGGGACAGUGUGUGGAGCAGGAUGGAAGGACUGUCAAGUGCAACUGUCCCACGGGAUACUCAGGAGUCUUCUGUGAGAAAGUGCCGGUGGAUAUGUGCAACCCCAACCCUUGCCACAAGGGGAUGCCCUGUCACAGCACAGAGGGCAGAUACUUGUGUGCGUGCCCCGAGGGUUACUAUGGUAACGAGUGCAUGAUCCUCAAAAACCCCUGCAUUGGUCAGCACUGUCCAGGUGCCAUGUCGGACACAACCCAUGGGGGGGCCAGCUUCUACAUCAUCCUGGUCGGCGUCUUAGUUUCAGUGACGGUCUGCGGCUGCGUGGCCUGCGUCUGCAUCCUCUCACACCUCCAUCGAAAGCGGAAAAAGCAGCAGGCCGUCCCGCAGGAAGAAGGCAUCAACAACCAGAGGGAGAUUGUCAACCUCAUCAGAAACGUGGACCGUCCGGCGCCCCUCCUGUCCCCCGCCCUCUCACAGCCUCCGGCCCCAAUCUCACGUAGCUACGAGGAGAUUGAACUGACCCUGCCCCCCUCCCCGGCACCUUCUCACCCGUCUCCAGCACUAAAGGCUCCCCACGGCCCAAAACUGGACAUUUCCAACCGGGAGAGGGAGAAGUUGAACCGCUUCCACCACACAGACAACCAGGAACUGGAGGCCUGACCCUUGAACUUUCGGGCCGCGAGGAGCUUUUUUUUUUUUUUUUUAGCUCUAUUUCAUUUUGUGUUCUUCGCACUCUCUCACCAACAGAGACAUGUUUCCAGUUUCUUGCACUAUUUCACUGUUGCAGUUAUAAAAAUGAUGUGACCUUAUGACCUUUAGGGCCUCAGAUAGCACCUGAAAACACCUGAUGAGCAAAGGCCGCUAAGUAGCAGGGUCAAAAGUCCAACUGUGUUGUCGUCUUUGACCUUAUUAACUAUGAGAGGCAGCAGAUGCGUGAUUGCAUGAUAGACUCAUCAGACUCUUGAUUCAUUCUUGAGGCCUAAAGACUUGCCUUGGAGUGCCUGAGAUACAAGAAAUCUACAAGAAAUAGAGGAUCACCCUCUGGAGGAGCUUCUCAAACUGUUUCCUGGUCCAUGAUGCCAUUGGAAUGCUGUUCAGACUUCCCUGUCUGAUUCUGACUGAACUCUGACAGAGAUCAACGGAUAGAUGCUUAUUUAACACUCAAUGUGCGUGUCUGUGUCUGGAGGUGUGUUAAGUGUGUGUGAGAGAGAAAGAGAGAAAGUAUAUUAUCAGUGUAUGUGGGGGGAAAGGACACAUUACAUUAAAAAAGAAAGUUGUAUGUUGUAUGUAUGUGUACAUAUAUAUAAAUAUAUGUAUGUGUGUAUGCGUGUCAAAGGGGGGGCAUACUCCUGCUUUCUAGCCUUCGUUUUAAAACCUGUUUUAAAACUAUACACUGUUGCCUGUAUUCUCUUUGUACUGCUCCAGUUUGUGGAAGGUGUGUGAUUGUUUCAUACCUGCGUGUAAAGUAGUUUUUUUGUACAUGAGUGUGUUGUACAUAUUGAUGCCCUUUUUGUACUGUGGUUCGGUCUCAAAGUGUCACUAUAUUGCUUUGCUCUGGUUUCCCCAUUUCACUUUCCAUUUGGAUCAACCAGCACAUGGGGAUUGUAAUAAAAGUGCAUUUACCAACUCUAUUUCAUUUUUAAAUUGCCUGUAAACAUCACUUGUCAGAGUCGCUGUUAGUGGGAGGUGUCAGAAGUGCCACACAGAGAUUAUUGACCAUUGUCAUUAAGCGUAAAAUGUGUCACCGCCUUUUUAUAUGUGUAAAACAAGUGCAUGUUUGGAUUGCUGUGACAAGCUUUGUUGUUAAUGUUGUCAGACGCCAAAGCAACGAUGUUUGACAAUAGGGCAAUAAGGAAAACAUGUUCUCAUUUCCUGUGUAUUUAUUGGUUUGUAAUUUAAGUGGGUUAUAAAGUCAUAAAUUGUUUAGACACAGUUAUCGUCACCUUUUCUCCAUUUGUACUAAUGUAUGUUGUGGAACCACAAGUACUUCUACAGUCACCUUAUGACCAAAAAUGUAACGAUUAAGUGGGUUUUAUGAAAAUGAGUAAUGUGUAAGUGAUGCAGAGGGGAUGAGGGUAUUUCCGUUUUACUCUUAUUGUAAGCUUAAAAGCAACUGAGGAAUACAUUUAAAGAGAGAAUUCAGUAGUGUGGGGUUUACAUUAUGAGAAAAGGCCUGAUUGACCCCAGAUUGACCUCCUCUAGAACGACCAUGUGGUUGUGAGUAUCUUGUCUGUUGUUGGAAAAUUGAUCGUACUCACAUUAUACCAUCUCUUAACCUCAGUGGUUCUGAAUGCAUUGUAAUCAUCAACCUCAGAGGUAUUUUAGGAUAUUGGUAAAGUAUAACAAUAAACAGCUAAAUUAUACUGUAUGUAAACACAUACAUAUGUGUUGAGCUGCUGUUGUUGCAGAAUCACAGCAGCAACCGUUAUUGGGCAAAUGGAUGUAACAAAUGUGACCUUUGGCCUUUGCAAACAGCCGCAAGCUGGAAAUGAAAAAAUGCUUCCUGUCACCACCCUGGACAGCAGGAAAUAUGGGAAUGUUAACUACUCCGAGCGCUCCCUCCACCUGAUGUACGCUCCCGGAAAGUCAUGGCUGUCUCAUCUAAAUACAUUUUAUAUCCCCGCUGAUGCAGCUGAUGCUGGCAUGUUAGUUUGUUCACUUCUGCUUUGUUGGCGUGACCUGAAGUUAAUGCCACACUCAGAGGCUAGUUUGUUAACUCCUCUUUUAAACAGAAUCUUUCUGGUGUGUGUCUCCAUGCGUACUGAGAGUCUGCGUCUCCCUGUGCCAGUGUGUUCGUUCUAGCCACGCCUUAGUCCCUCGUCAUAGUCCCUCGUCAUAGUCCCACGCCACAGUCCCUCGUCAUAGUCCCACGCCACAGUCCCUCGUCAUAGUCCCACGCCACAGUCCCUCGUCAUAGUCCCACGCCACAGUCCCUCGUCAUAGUCCCACGCCACAGUCCCUCGUCAUAGUCCCACGCCACAGUCCCUCGUCAUAGUCCCACGCCACAGUCCCUCGUCAUAGUCCCACGCCACAGUCCCUCGUCAUAGUCCCACGCCACAGUCCCACGUCUCGACAACCAGGUUCUUAUGUUCUGCUCCAAUGAUUUUGAUUUCGGUCUGGUUGUAAGGUUAAAGUUUCAUAGUCCUUUUUGUUUUCCUCCGUAAGGAGUGAUUUUUCUUUAGUGACGUGAGAGUGGCUAUCCACGUUUUGAUGUUGUGCAGGACAAUACAGGCAAGGGUUAUGUUGCAUGUAGUUAAGGCAUGCAAAGCGCCUGUUAAGAACUCCAUUUAAACGCUCAAUUGCACAUCUUGCUCUGCAAUGAGCAGUGUUGAAGCGUGCCUGCGCCGGUGUAUUUGCUGUUAGAGAAGGAGUCAUCAACCAUGGUAGGUUUUUUUUUAUAUGUGUGUGUUUUCAUUUCAAAUAAAAAUAAACUUAUAUUGAC
Molecule: messenger RNA, 5837 nt
Organism: Pungitius pungitius (ninespine stickleback)
Lineage: Eukaryota; Metazoa; Chordata; Actinopteri; Perciformes; Gasterosteidae
Product: protein jagged-1b
Exons: 14
Coding region: 785-3055 (756 amino acids)
Biological process (GO): cell communication; Notch signaling pathway; multicellular organism development
Cellular component (GO): membrane
Molecular function (GO): Notch binding; calcium ion binding
Source: RefSeq, a predicted model, not a curated record